This is a messenger RNA of Rhodofomes roseus, 783 nucleotides long. RefSeq lists its product as uncharacterized. Gene Ontology annotation, biological process: SREBP signaling pathway. The transcript has 3 exons. The coding region runs from base 1 to 783 and encodes 260 amino acids. NCBI's taxonomy places the organism in Eukaryota, Fungi, Basidiomycota, Agaricomycetes, Polyporales, Fomitopsidaceae. Gene Ontology annotation, cellular component: Dsc E3 ubiquitin ligase complex. The record is from RefSeq and is a predicted model, not a curated record.
AUGCAUAGAUAUGACGGUCAACGGAAGCACAUCAUACACUCUUUGUCCACCCUGUUGUACCAACUGCACACCCUCUCCUUCCUCCUCUCACCAGAAAUAUUCGUCUACCUCCUUCGACUCAUGUCUCACUUCCAUUUCUCUGGACCACGAGACUUGGAUCCGACCAGGUCGCUACGCUUCUGGUACAUCCUCGUCAUUGUGUUCAACUCGAGUGCGCUAUGGAACCACGCGAAGGACGGGGCGUCGCAAGGGCGGUCGGUCGUCCUCGACUUCGUCGGAAUGUCGUAUGAGCCUUCUAGAGCCCACCUACUCGCGCUCGACCUCUCCAUCAUAUUCCUCAGCAUGGUCCUCACAACAAUCGCAUACGAAACCUCAUAUGCAGCAGACAUGCCGCCCAAUACCCCGGAUCCAUUGUUGCCACCGCCCAUCACACCAACAUCCCCACUGCCGUCCGGUGCACAUGAACAGAUCAAGUCGCCCUAUGUUAUCGACCUCCGACUCUCCACCAUAAUGGAACGUCUAAGGCAUCCGCCUCCACUUCCUCCUCCUAGGGAUGCAUCCGACGGCUACUUGCUGCCGAUGCCCAACACUACCAGCUGGCGAUUGUCAAGCGGACUGCACAUGCUGUUGCGUGCACGGCAACAGCAACGACAGCGCGCGCGGGGCGUAGCCGCUGCGGUGAGACGACCGGAUGGAGAUGAGGCUGGGAGGGACGAAGAUGACGAUGAGGACGACAAUUCUGGGCAGGAUGUUCCGGGCGCGUUACACACGGAUCGUACUUGA